UCAGGUGACCGUCGUUUUUAAUUACUCCUGACAACCUGCGAAUGUUAGUGAGCAUAUGCAUAAGGCGGAAUCGAUAGUGAUAACUCCCGUUAUCUGCGAAAUGCGCCAUGGAUUCUGAAAAGUUGACGCAAUUUUGAGGUUAUGGCGGCAUAAUAGCAUAGACAUAAGCUAUGUGCUCACGUUGGUAACAUUGCUGACGCCAAAGUCGCGUUGCAUUAUGGGUGAAAAACAAGAUGUACGUUUGUGACAAGUGAAAUUGUUACGCAUUUAUUGACAAUUAUUUUGGUUUAAAUAAAAAAGUGUCUUGAUAGUUUUACACAUAUGAGAGCAUUAUGUCGGAGCCAGAACCAGUGCAAUACACGCAUGGAGAUAUAGUCUGGGUGAAGCUACGGUUCUGUUGGUGGCCAGGGGAAGUUGUUGAAUAUGACAAGUUACCAGAAAACGUUCGAGAUGAGCUGCAGUUCAAGAAGAUGCCCUUGGCAAUUGUCACAUUCUUUCAAGAAGACAGCUAUGAAUAUAUAAAAAAUACUAAUCACAUAUUUUCAUACAAUUGCUUGAGGAAAGAUGAAUUUAUCAAGAAGGGCAUGGAUUUACAAAGAGCGAAGAAUCCAUUCAUGAAAAAAUUUUCUUCUGAUAUCAUAGUUGCUGAAAAGAUGACUCAUGGUAAUGAGAAUAUUUUAAGUGACCCUAAGUAUGGCCCGCCAAAGCCCAAGGAAAGUUAUGAAGGUAUAUUUCCAUCUCCAAACAAGAAACCUAAAGAUAAGUUAAAAAGGUUGAGUGGUAAGGGUUCACCUGGUAGGAAGAAAGCAGCUGAGCCAUUUGUAACUCAUCCCAGAUUUGUGGGUCAUGAUGAUCAUCAAGUUCGUAUGCUUAUUCAAUCACCUGAUAAAGUUCAAGAGCAAGUUGAUAAUAAUACUUAUACAUGUCAAACAUGUGGAUUCUCUUCAAACCGCUUAGGUGUUAUUAUGAUACAUAAUAAAACGCACAUAUCUUCUCCGGGCAUGGGAAAAAAAGCAAAACGUACGCCAAUCAAGAAAGUCAACAAGAGAGGUCCAUUUAGAAUUCCACACUCUAACACUUCAAGCAUAGAUGAGGACAUUGCAAGAAUUGAACAAGGUCUGUCAAUAACUGAAGACGACUUUUCCUCUCAUGAGGAUGAAGAGGACGAGGAUCAACCUAAGGUUAAGAGAAAGAAGGUUACGCUGAAAGGAAAAAAGAGCGGCAAAAAGCCGAAGGUUGAUUCAAAAGCUAAAGAAGAAAAGAAAACUGAUAUUCGUGUCGACUUAUUAGCUGAGUGGGAUGACGAGGAGGAGGAAGGAACCGAGGAAAAGGUAGAUGAAAGUGCAACUAAAGUUGAAGACAAAGCAACUGAAGAUAAGGCUGCUACAAAUGAAGAUGCAUUUUCUGCAGCUGUUGAAGAAGAAAAGGUUAGUGAUGAUAAAACAAUAAGCGAAGAUAAACCAGUCGAUGAUAAAUCAACGGAAGUUAAAGAGUCUACAUCUGAGGAAGUAGAUAAAUCAAGUUGUGAUUUCAAGGAAACACAGGAAAAGGUUGAUUCCGAAACGACUGUAAAUCUCGACAAAAGAAAGUCUGCAGAACCAACGGAAGAUCCGAAUUUGCCAACUGCAGAGGAUGACGCAAAUCGUACAAUCGAUAAUCAAAGCAAUUCCGAGACUCUUACCGAAAAAACAACACCAGAACCUGACACGAGUUCAUUUAAGGAAUUGAUGGAAACUACAACUUUACCGGAAUUACCUGAGAUGCCUGCAACAUUGAAAUGUGAACAAAAUUUUCACAACAGCAAGACAAUUAAAUUUCCCGAUAAGACGGAAUCGCCGCCUGCUUCUGCUACGAAGCUUACAAAUCCCAAAAAACGUUUUGUGAAAUCUUUUGAGGAGACAAUGGAAAAGGAAAAUGGAAAUAAAAAAUCGAAAAUUGAUCCAGUCGUAGAAGAUACACCUUGCAAGAGUAUUGUUUUGUCUAAUAAAUCUUUCGAAGAUUUUCAAUGCAGUCUUCUAAAUACCGGUAUUGUUACCGAAACGGAAACGCUUCUGAAAGAUGAACAAAUUGGUGCCUCAUCUUCUUCUUCAAUGGAAGUUGAUAUGGUCUGUGCUUCUCCUAUUGACAAGAAGAUUGAUAAAAUGGAUUCAAAGAAAGAAACGCGCAGUUCUAAAAAGGACCUUAAAUUAAAAUCUGAUGUAUUGGAGGAUAACAAAAAGGAUUCCAGAACGCCAACCAGAGAGCUACGACGUGAUAAGAAAUCCAAGGAUUCUAAAGACGUUAGCAUUAAAGUUACAGAAGUUCUUGAGGAAAAGAAGGAAGAUGUCAAAGUAAAAGAACAAAAGCCUGAAAAGGUAAUUGCGAAAGAAGAAGAUUCUAAGUUUCACGGUAGAAGAUCGCUGAGAGAGAAAAGGCAAAGUAAACUUACAAGGGAGGCGUCUAAGGAGUCUGAUGUCGAGGAUAAAGUUGUGGAAGAAAUAGAAGAGCCUCCUAAGCAAGAAUCGGAGAGUAAAAUCAUUUUAGAAGAAAAAGCAAAGGAAGACAAGAAUGGUGCAAAUCAGAAAGCUAAAAUGGAAGGUAAAUCCGGUAAAAAGAAAGUGAAAACCGUGUUUGAGGAAGAAAUUAAAGGUAAACGAGAGGAGGUGAAAGAGAAAAGUUCUGGUUUGAAAGAUAUUAAAAAUAUAGACGCAGAAGAAGAAGCAAAACCUAAAAAGGAAGAAGCUAAAAAUGUGAAAAAGUUAGACUUUGAAGCUGCUUUGGAAUCUGCAGAUACUGUAUUCAAUGAAUCAAAGAGGCGAAAAAAACAUUCAGAGUCUCAAACUAAAGAUAAACCGGAAGUAGAAAAGUCGAAAAAAUCUUCGAAAAUUGAAUCCGCCAAACAUGAUCUGCAAGAUGAUCUUCCUAAUAAAGCAGGAAAGAGCAAUCGCCUUUCUAAAGGCGCCGAUGUGAAAGUAAAGAAAGUUAGUAAAGUAGAGACAGAUGCUAUUGAGAAAACAAUCAAAGAAGAUACUGAGAAAAGUAAAUCCAAAAUAAGUGAAACCGUUCGAGAACCAGAAAAGGAAAAAAGAGACAAAGAAGAAGAACCAGAAAAGGAAGAAAUCUUAAACGAGACAAAACAAAUCAAGAAAUUGGCACGCGCUUCUAAAAAUGAUCAGAAGGAUCCAGAAGAUGUUGUUGAAAAUAUUGAUUUCACUCCAAGUAAACGCAAGAAGACAAGUAAGUUGGAUGUUUUAAAAGAUGUUGACGCUUUAGAAACACCAAAAGAAAGCAAAGACGAAGUUGCUAAACCAUCGAGAAGUAUGCGAAGUGGUGUUAAAAAGCAGUUGGUCGAUGAGGCUGCAUUAAAAGUUAUCAUUGGUGCUAUUAAGAAAAGAGAUGUAACAAAUCAAUCUAUUAUUAAAGACGCGGUAGAGGAUAAAAAGAAGGUUGAAGAUCAUAGCAAAAUAGUUAAAAAAUUGGAUCCUAAAGAAGAUUCCUCUGAAAAAUCAGAAAUAUUAAAACGUAAUUUAAGAAGCAAGAAAACUGAAACCAAAGACGUACAGAUGCCUGAGGUGGAUGUUAAAUGUGAUAAUUUAGAGAAUAGUGAAAAAGUGUUAGUUGAGCAAGAUAUUAAAGAUUCUCCUGACUUGGACAUUGCUAAAUUACAAGUCCCAGUAGUUGAAGAUAAUACUGAAGUUACAUCAACUCUACAAACAGGUUCAGAGGAAGUAAGUAUGUCUUGUGUUGAUGUUAAAGAAGCUGAAAUACCAAUGGUUGAACUUCCUACGGUGCUACCUAAAGAAAUUGAGGAAUUAAUUGAGAAAAAAGAAGCUCCAAUUAAAGAUAUUAAAGUUAUUAGUCAACCAUUGGCUCAAGAAGAAUCUACAUCAGUUGUUGAAAACAUUGUAGAAAAAUCAAAUGUAAAUAUUGUAGAGAAGGAAGACAUUGAACUUAGACAUGUGAGUGUAAAAUUGAACAAACGUGAAAAAAGAAGAGAUAGGACGAGUUCUCGACUUAGUGACCAACGUGCUAAGAAGUAUGGUGCAAUAGAAGAAAUGUUUAAGUCCUCAGAUUUGCAGGCUUCAAAUUCGAAAAAAGAGCAGCAAACAGAGAAGGUGGAAGAUUCGCCUGCAAUUGAGCCAUUGAAAAACCAAGAUGUUAAAGAUGAAUCAAAAAAUGAGAAAAAAGAUGGUGUCAGCUUUGAGUGGUUAGAAGGACAGAACUUCGAUAUAAAUUUAAAAUCAUACAAUAUACCUGAUGAACAAAUUGUAUGCAAUGAUGAGAAGGUUGAAUCAAAGCAAGAAAUUCGCGAACAACAAGACGAAACUCCGAGAUCAACUGAAGAAAAUAAGAUUGAAUUAAAUGAAAUAGAUAAGGUGGUACCUCAUGUCGAAAAAGAGGAAUCCAAGGAAAUAGAAGCUGAAACAAUCCAAUUAGAUAAUUCUAUUAAAAAACCGGAACCUGAAGUAUCAAACGAAUUGAAGGUUCAAGAAAAUGUUGCAGUUGAUUAUACUGAUAUCGAUAUUGUUGAAAAUAUUGAAAGCGAAAAUCCUGAAAAUAAACUGGAAACUGAUAUAGAAGAAUCAUAUAUAAAUUUAGAUAUGCUAAAAGAAGAUUUAGCUGUUCCAUCAACAAUUACCGAAAACAAGGAACAAAAUUUAAUUGUACAAAAUGUGGAAAUUAUUGAAAAUGUUGAUCAAAUCACGUUGCCUGUUGAUGGUAUAUUUGAAAACAAAGAAGAAUCUACAAAAACAGAAGAAAAAGAAAUAAUUCUGGAGAUUCCAGAAAACAAAGUCGAAAUAGAUGAAAUCAAAGAGUUUUUGGAGACUACACUUGAUAAGAAAGAAGAUGUGGAAAAAAUAGAAGAACCCUCAGACGCAUGCAAAAUCGACAAAAAACCCGAAGAAUUGUCAUCAAUCAAAAAAUCCAAAAGGGUCACAAGUGAUUUAAAUGUUGAACAAUUGUUUGAAACAAUUUGUGGCUCCAGUAAAUUAAAAGGAAAAAGUGCAUUGAAAGCAAAGAGUCCGAAAAAAAUUGAGACUGUGUCGGAUGCGCACGGAUUGGAUCCAAUAAUUGAAUCGGAAAGUAAGUGUUCCCUAAUUCCGAAGAGUGUUGAAGUAUCCAAAUUAAAAAAUCAAUUAAUGACUAAAUUGCAAGAAAAUAAAAAACCUACUGGUCGUCAGAGAACGCGCAGUGAGGAUGUUAAAAGUCGAGAAUUUAAUGAUAUUGUUGGAAUAUUGCCUCCAAAAAGAAGUCGUGAGAGUAGUACUGAUAAAAGUUUGAGGAGGUUGUCUUUACAGACUCAUGAUGUUAGCACCGAUAAGAACGUGGAGGCGGCUAUCGAGGCGACAAGCAUUGUAGAAGAGGAAAAGAAAAUAGAUGAACUUCAGUGCGAAAAGAAGAAUGUUGAUGAAACUAUCGAAUUUGAUGUUAAAAAUAUCAUUGAAGAAGUGUUGGACCGCACCGAGAAUAUUUUACCUAUAGUUACUCCAUUAUUGCCUCAGCUAUCCGAGUUGGUUCCUGAUGAGAAAGAAUUGAGUAUUGAGAAGAAUUUGACUGUUGUAUCAGCAAGCGAUUUAGGAGAUGGACAAGUGGAAAUCGCUAAUAUUCCAAUCAUCGAAGAAGGUACCAUUAAAGCAACUACAAUUGUGGAUUUCACGGAAACAGAAGAGAUUCGUGCUCCUCCGCCAAGCAGCGAAAUGGAUAUUGAGAAACAGAUGGAAGAUAUCGUUGGAGGUUCUUUGGGUUUCAGUGAUCCAAUUAAGAAAUCUGAUUCAGACCCGAACAAAUCAAAAGGUGUAUCUCAAUCGAAACUGAUGGAAAUCCUUGCCGACGUUAACAUCGAGUCUCAAGAGAAGGUUAAGUCUCCAAUACCGAAAAUACCAAAUCCAAAAUUCGAUAUUACUCCUGCCAAACCAAAAACUAAGUUGGUUGUACGAACGUCUCUUCCAUCUGGUAGCAAAUCGAACAAAGCAACAAUAUUAUCGGAAAAAAUAAUUAAACCUGCCAGCACCGAAUCAUCUUCAGUAUCAGUCCAAAAGAUUACAUCUAAGAGAUCAUUUGAAGACUACGAGGAUAUUGAUGCUUACAUAAUUAAAAAAACUGCUAAAGUAGCUGCCAUCGAAAAUUCACCAGAAUUGAUAAAGAAACCCCUAUUGGCUGCUAAAAGUAAACCGAAGAUUAUUAAUCAAACAAUAAUAACACCUGCAGGAAAAGUGAUCCAGCCAAUUAUAUCUAAAACCGAUGACAACGUUUUCGACAUAGAUAAUAUGCCAAUAGUUCUUACCGAUCAAUUAUUAACACCAGAGUCAAUUGAAAAUAUGCAAAUCAUAGUACAGGAUACAGCUCAAGUUCCUAAUAAGACCAUCAAGAAAAUUGUGCCACAAACGCAACCGCAAGUUAAAAUUUUAAACAAGUCCAUGCCGACAAGCUUUAGAUCGUUGACACCGGGGAAAACAUUCAUCAAACAUAUUAAGCCAACGCAGAAAGUGUAUCAAACAAGCACACCGUCAGGAUUGAAGCACAGCCCAACUAUUAUCAGCCAAGCCGGAAAGCCUGGUAAAUUCGUGAUAGUUCCACCGGAGUCCUCAACACCUACAGGCAGUAAAUAUACAGUUGGAAAACGUCCAUUCAUCAAAAAGAGUCCAGCGAUUCUGAGCUCUCCCACAAGCAAACUUCAGAAUGUCAGCAGCGAACCCAGAGGUAAUAAAAUAAUGAUUGUAACUAAUAACCAGGGACAGCAGUCGCGAGUACUCCUGACGCCAGCGCAACAAAAGAAAAUUGGUUAUCAAACGCCAAUUAAAAAGCCUACAACUAUUAAAGGUAUAGUACAAAAAGACAGCUCGAAAUCGCCGAAUAUAAUUUCACAAACGAUAAUAAACUCGAAAGGGCAAAUAACCACCACCAAUACAGGUUUAUAUACAACACCGGGUACAUCAAUGUCUCAGAUUAGAAAAACUAAGAUCGAGCCUAAGAAGAUUUUGGGACAAAAGCUAUUGCUUCAUAGUCAAAUUAAAGGCCCCACAGGACAACAGAGGACCAUAAUUAUAAAAAAUCCGCAGGGUCAGACGGUGAAGAAAAUCCAAGGCACUGAUGACGCUUUGCUGGAAAAGCAAGUAGCUGAACAAAUAGAGGCAAUAAAUAGAGCUGCUGGAACUAAAACAAAUUACAAGCAGGUGGCUCUUAAACGUGCUUCAUAUCCUGGAAAGAAACCCGAAUCCAAAGUAUCUGUAAAUAAACAAGUAUUCUUGAAUACCUCGGCCUCCACGAAGACUACAACAAUUCCACCGUUGGCUCCAAUCUCACCGACUAAAAAGAUGGAAACUACUAAAAUCCUGAAACCAACACCAUCGGUUGUUCGAGAAGCAGAGAAGCAAGAGACGAUACAAGCUAAACAGGAGACAGAUACGAAGCGCACACCACAUCAAUUAGUGAUCCAAGAUGCACUUGGAAAUCAAACGACCAUUACCGAAGGCCAGAUUUUAGCUUUACCAAGUGAAACCGUAGAUGGACAACCACAAUCGUACAUGCUCGUUACGUUGGAUGAAACUGGAAAUUUGACACCGCUCAAUAAUGAAGCUUUAAUGUCGUUAGAUCCAAAUCUCGGAGGAGAUUUAAGCAAUAUGGUGCUUCAAAUUGAUCAAAACGAAACGACAACUUCUGUUACGCCAACAACAACAAUCGUAUCACCUGCACCAGCACCUGAACCCAUAGAAAAAAUCAAGGUUGAACCGACGCCGCCGCCUCCUGUGGUUGAACCUACUCCAACAACAUCGGCAGAUCAGAAUUCCUCAAUACCAGGCCUUUCUAUUAACAACGGAGAUACGAAUCAACAGUUAAUAAUAACCGGGGAUCCAGCUUCCACCCAAAAGUUCUUAGAAUCUCUCACCGAAGGAAACGCAGAUUUAGCUAAUUUACUAGCAAACGCGGAAGGUAAUAUUUUGAUACAGGCCGAUGGGCAGCAAAUUUUAAUAAAUAAUGACUCAGAAAAUCAGAUGCUGCUUGCAUUGAAUCCAGACUCGUUGGGUGGCGAUAACAGUGCCAUAUUCGCCAAUCAGACUCCCAAGAAUCAGGAUAUUCUUGCAGCUGCUCUUGCUGAUACCGACGUUUUCCAACAAGAACAGCAAUCUCUAGUACCUAAAGUGACGCAAUCACAAUUGAGUCCCGGAAGCGGCCUCUAUCCAAUGAACGUUAACAAUGUUCUUGAAACAAGUACGAUGAAUUCACCCAUAAUGAGUCCGUUAGAAAUCCCUAGCACUAAUAGUAAGAAAAUCGAAGCCGAUAUAUUAUCGCAGGUUCCGAAGAAUGUGGAUUUGCCAAUCACUAUAACGGAUCCCAACAUUUCUCAAACAGUUUCGCAGCAGCAGGUUGCCUUGAUGGCCAGUUCGGAUUUGGAGUUGCCUCUAGCUAUACAAGACGUUGUAGCCGUGACCUCGGCAGGCUUGAAUAGCCCAUCUUUUGGUUAUUCGUUACCAUCGUUGGACGAGAAACCGUUCACCGGAUCAAUUUCCAUGCCCCUGUUGACCGAGGAUCCAGAAGACGCAGCCUCCAGUCUACCGAAUGAGAUUAUCCAGAAGGACAAGUCUAAAUUACCUGUUAAGGAGGAAUAUCUUUUGAGUACUAUGUCCACUCAGAUGUGCAGCUCGUUAAGUGAACCACCACCUGACAUGUUCGACUUCGAUAAUAUGGAUCCGACUUUCGAGCUAGAGCAAAAAGAUGUCGACAUCCCCGUUACCUCUAGCGAUGGAUUCGGUGUAGACAAGAUCCAUUCGCCGGGCGCUAUCAGCACAGAUGAUUCUGUAGAAAUUCCAGUUCAACCUGAAAUUGUGACCAACACCGGCAGUGGAAGUCCAAAGCGAAGCUUGGACCGAAAAGACGAUGACGUGGAGGAAUCCGAAAAGAAGAAAAGUAAAGUUGACUGAAUCUGCGAAGCAAAGUAAAAAACGGAAAAUUAAAGAAAAAGGAAAAGACUUGUAUAUAAACAAAUGUGUAUAGGGAUAUCAACGAUUACUAUUUCUAUUUUC
This is a messenger RNA of Nicrophorus vespilloides, 9002 nucleotides long. RefSeq names its product titin-like. NCBI's taxonomy places the organism in Eukaryota, Metazoa, Arthropoda, Insecta, Coleoptera, Silphidae. The coding region runs from base 333 to 8900 and encodes 2855 amino acids. The transcript is spliced from 4 exons. The record is from RefSeq and is a predicted model, not a curated record.